CUGUGCCGUUAGCCGGCGAUUUCCUUCCAGUUCUUUCCACUCUCUCCCCCCUUCCCCCCCACCCCCACCCCACCCCACCCCACCCCGGGCGGCGUUCUUCCCGCCGGAGGAGAUGAGCGGCGGCGGUGAGGGCCAAGAAAGCCCGGCGAUCGAGAGAGCGGCAGACGCGGCGGACGAGCUCUACCGCGUCCGCGACACCUUCUUCCCCAAGGACCCGGCGGAGAAGAUCUCGAGGCUCCAAGCCCUAGCCGACGCUGCUCUCAGCAUCCUCGACUCCUUUCCCCCUGAACAAAGGAAGUCGCCAUCACAACGUGCAGUCUAUGAAUUUUUGAGGGGAAAAAUACUGGAUGCGUUUCCUGAUUAUCGCAAAGAAGCAGAAGACCAUUUGUCAAAAGCUGUCAAGUUGAAUCCAUCUCUUGCAGAUGCGUGGUUAUGCUUAGGUAAUUGCAUUUGGAAGAAGGGAGAUCUGCCUUCAGCAAGGAACUGUUUUUCUUUAGCACUAAGCAAGGGUACAAACAAGAAACUACUUUGUCAGCUGUCAAUGCUUGAAAGAAAGAUGGCUCAAGGCACUGAAGAUCAAGCACAAUUAGUCGAAGAAAGCAUUAAACAUGCUAAAGAAGCAGUUAUGUUGGAUAUCAAGGAUGGGAAUUCUUGGUAUAAUCUUGGAAAUGCAUGCCUCACAAGUUUUUUUGUAACUGGAGCAUGGGACCACAAUAAGCUUCAGCAAUCACUGAAAGCUUAUCAAAAUGCUGAGAAGGAUGAACUGAUGAAAUCUAAUCCAGACCUGUACUUCAAUUGUGCUACUGCGAACAAGUAUUUAGAAAACUAUGAAAGGUCUCUUCAUGGAUUUGAAUCUGCUGCUCUGAAGGAUCCUAGCCUCAAUGCUGAUGAGGAAGUACAAAAGAUCAUCAGUCUUCUCGACAAGAUAGAGAGUUCGAUGAAGGGGCAGAUCAGAGCGAAACGACUAGCAUCUUUAGUGUCAUCCUUAGGUGAAGUUAAAUUGAAAAUGCACAGAAAAGCCACAAUUAAUAUCCUUUCGGAGGGCCUGAACAAAGCAGUAGCUAUUGUUGGGAAGGUGCUCAUCUUCAUAAAGCAUGACAAUAUAGCUCCACUGUAUUACUUAGCAUGCGACUUGGAUCAAACUUUUUUCAUUCUCUCUGUGUAUGGGCUACAUAGUGAUGCGAUAAAAGAAGGAGAUCGGGUAACAUUGCUGGAACCAUAUAAGCGGGUGAUUGAUUUUUCAUGGAAGGGAAAACACUAUCAAUUCAAGUCAAUCCGUGUGGAUUUUAUGGAACAAAUUCUUGUGAAUGAAAAGGCACCAGCUUCUCAUCAUGCAGUCCAAGCUUACAUACAUGCGCAGCACAAACCAUGAACCAUUAUAUAGUUUGUGGUUAUUCUCAGUCCCAUGUUUUUUGGUGUUGCAUAUGAAUCUGUAAAUCCCAACUUAUAAUUGGAUCACACAUGUUAUACCAAGGUGGCCAAUGUCAAUAUCUUUUGGUCCCUAGGCAACAUUUCCUUUAUUAGGAGUCUGAAUGCUGUAAAUUAGAACGUCCUAUAUUGAUGUCCUAUUUAAGUUCUUUUCCGUUGCCAAAUAUGAAUCUUACUCUUCCAUAGUGGUGGAAGAGAAUCAAUAACAUUCCUCAAAAUGUGUGGAA
Molecule: messenger RNA, 1655 nt
Organism: Phoenix dactylifera (date palm)
Lineage: Eukaryota; Viridiplantae; Streptophyta; Magnoliopsida; Arecales; Arecaceae
Molecular function (GO): protein binding
Source: RefSeq, a predicted model, not a curated record